This is a messenger RNA of Cotesia congregata, 1761 nucleotides long. The record is from the annotation of a GenBank genome assembly. Lineage: Eukaryota; Metazoa; Arthropoda; Insecta; Hymenoptera; Braconidae.
AUGAAUAAUUUAUUAUUAUUUUUUUCAAAAAAAAAAUGUAAACUCAAAAGAAAUGGUAAAAAACUAAUAACAAAACUCUUUACAGACAUGGUCGGGGUUCCGAACUCGACUACCGACCCUAAAUUGGUCGAAAUCACGAAACCGGAAGACGAUGGACAAAUGAAAAAAAUUGAACACGUUGUCAACGAAAUCGACAACGUGUCUCCAUUGAAAAAUACAAUAAUAAUACCGCGAAUAAUAAUGUCAUCUGAGAAAGAUGGUGGCGAUGGUUUUGUACUAGCUUUCAGCGAUAACGAUAACGAUGGACAGAAGAAAUUAGAACGCCCGGUGGAUCGAAUCAAGCCGGUACACGAUUUGAUCGAGAAGUUACCAGGCGACGAAUCUCUGUCCAGUGGUAGUUCAAUAGUAACUAUCUCAUCAGCAGAUAAUUCAGAUCCUGAUCCUGAGGCCCCCAAUGACGACGACCCAAAGAGAAAACCACGUGAUAUUUUAAAUGAAAGGUGGCAGCAUACGGCAUUGCAAGUGUCAGUGCCAUUCUUCAUCGCUGGAAUCGGAACUAUCGGCGCGGGUUUAGUUCUCGAUAAAGUUCAAACAUGGGACGUAUUCAAACAAAUAACCCAAUUGCUUAUCUUAGUGCCUUCAUUAUUGGGAUUAAAAGGCAACUUAGAUAUGUGCUUGGCUUCGCGAUUGUGUACACAAGCGAAUCUAGGUAAUAUGCACGAUUGCCGUGAGAUCGCUAAAAUGAUAAUAGGUAAUCUGGCGUUGGUACAAAUUCAAUCUAUCGUCGCUUCAAUAAUAGUUGCGAUAUUCGCAACUUCGGCCCACGCUGUUAUGACCGGCGGUGAAUUUUCAUGGGACCAUGCGUUACUGGUAACAGCGUCGAGUGUCUGCACAGCAACCAGCUCAUGUUUCCUUCUCGAUCUUGUGAUGAUCAUCGUCAUCAUGACAACUCAUCGAUGGAGAAUGAAUCCCGACAACCUGGCAACACCCCUGGCAGCUUCAUUCGGCGAUGUUGUGUCAAUUACAGUUUUAUCACAUAUUGCAUCCAGUUUGUUCGAACGACUGGAAACUCAAAUUUGGGUAUUAUAUCUCAUAAUUGCUGGGUAUUUGCUCAUACUUCCCGUUUGGAUUUGGAUAGUGUUAAAAAAUAAAUACACUAAAAAAGUUUUGACGUCUGGAUGGACACCUGUUUUGUCUGCUCUUUUCAUCAGUGGAUUGGGUGGAUUAGUUCUUAGCAAAGCUGCUGACAUACCAGGAUUUUCAGUAUUUCAACCAAUUAUUAAUGGCAUCGGUGGUAACCUGGUAUCAGUACAAGCUUCAAGAAUAUCUUCGACGCUUCAUCAAACAUCACUUAUGGGGAUUAUUCCUUCAUUUACUAAAAUUUGCGUUUCACCAUGGAAAGCUCUUAUAAAAGGAGUUCCAUUUGCAAAAACCGCAAGACUUUUAAUAACAAUGGGCAUUGCCGGUGAAUUGGUAUUUAUAUAUGCGGCUGAUUAUAUAAAACAGGGUGAAUCUACUCUACAUUCCUACUUUGUAUUUUCAUACAUUGUAGUAGCAUUAGUUCAAAUCAUGUUACUGCUUUAUGUUGCGCAUAUCAUAAUUCACGCAAUGUGGAGGUUCAAAAUAGACCCGGAUAAUUCGGCAAUUCCGUAUCUAACAGCUUUAGGUGAUUUAAGUGGGACGAUAUUCUUAGAGGGAGCAUUCUGGCUUCUCCAAAAAAUUGGACAUCCUUACAAUGACCUCAGUGAAAUGAGUCCUUGA